AUGGAGACCAGAUCAGAGACACUGAUUUAUGCUACUCAACAGAAGAAAAAACGACUUCUAUCUUCUAAAGCUAGCCUAAGCCUUUUUACUGUCACAUCAUCAGUAAAAAUCACAAAGCUAUUUAUUGCCAAAGUACUUGCAAGAGAUAUUCCUAGCUCACCUUUUGGCUAGUGAGAUAAGAAAUUGUUAAAAUCUCACUUCUUUUUGGGGAAAAAAAAUAUUUUAUUAUAUUUUUCCUAUAUUGCUUAUAUAGGCUGGCACACCAAAAUUUUCUCCAACGUUUGAAGAAAAUUCGAUAUGUGCAUUCUCUAUAUUUUCACGUGUGAAUAUUUUCUCCAUGUUAGAGAAAAUUUUAACAUGGUAGCAAUUUAGGCUACGAAUAAUAAUUUUUUUUGUAUAAAAUUAUUUUCAUAUAUAAUUAAUUAUGCUUUUAUAGCUUGCGAAAUGGGCUUGAUUGUCCUUUAGAUGCCCUUGAUUUUUUUGGUAAUUUAUUGACAAUUUCGCCCAUUUUUGCCUCGUCAAAUGAUUUGACAAGUCAACUCAAGUUUGCCUGGAAUGCAAAAUAAAUUUAGCUAAUCUAAAGCAUUUGAAAUCAAUAAAAAAUCGAUUGAGAAAUGAUAAAUUAGCUCUAUGGGAAGCUCUAAGAGUGGAUAAAGUAUAAUGAUUAUAAAUUUUUGAUAGCUUGCAUUAUAAGCAUAUAUUUUCUAUAUUCUUUUAGUAUUUUACUUUUAAAUAUUAAAAACUUGAUAUUCUUAUAAUUUUUAUAUAAAAUUUUAUAAACAAAUCAACCAAGAACAAAUUAGAAAUGAGAAUAGUAAGCUAAAAACUGUCAAUUUAAUAGAGAACAACUAUUACAAUAAAAUCAACUUUAUGCAAGAUAUAGAAAUUAUCACAAUUCUUAUACCGCUUUUGACAUAUAAUUUACAAGAAGAUUUAUGUUUUAUCAUUAAAAUGUCAAAUAAGUCAAAUUUAAUAAAUUUGGCUGCAUCUAACUCAAUUUUUAUAUUAAAUAGAGCAGGUUUUGAAUUCAGGAAUUUAGAUUUUAGAGGGAUUAAUAUUCAAGGAGUAAAUUUAUCAGAAAGCUUGUUUUUUAACGUUAACUUUGAAGGAAGCUGCCUUGAGAAAGCUAAUUUUAGUCAAGCAAAGCUAUACAGUUGCAAUUUUAAAAACUGCAACUUUGCAGGCGCGAUAUUUACUCCCCUCAUUUCCAUAAGCAAAAAAAAUAUGUUUAUUCAUGAUGCAAACUAAAUUUUAAUUAUAUUUUUAAAAAAAAUCCCAAUUACGCAAAAUUUAAAUUAAAAAUAUAAUUUAAUUUAUGAAAUUUAUUCGAAUUUACGAAAGAUUCAUUAUAAAUUAUUAUUAAUUUAUUAUAAUAUUCUGGAAUUAAGCGUUUUGAUAAUUGCUGAGAGAGUCAGCAAUUUUCAAACAAUAAGGGAACAUGAAAGUUCAAUUAAAAAUGUCAUAGUUUCAAAAAAUGGCGAAUUUUGGCUUAUAUGUAGCUUUAAAGAUACAAUAUUAUGAGAUGUAAAUAAAAAUACUCAGCUCUUUUCAUUUGAUUUUGUAUGUGAGAGUGCUGCCUUUUCACCAUGCAACAAUUUAAUCGUUCUUAUGGAUUAUAUAAGUAAGAGAUUUAUAAAUUGAGAUGGAAAAUCGAUAAAAAUAUGUGAAAAAGAAGAUAAAAUUUUUAAUAUUGGAAAGCAUUUAUGUAAUGUGGCGUUUUCUCCUUGUGGAAAAUAUAUUGCUUUUAGAGGUAUGGAAUUUAUUGAAUUGAAUGAUUCAGUUAAUUAUAAUAUUUAUAAAGGGUGAGUAACACACACUAAUAGUUCGAUUGCAUUUACUAAAUGCGGGAAAUUUAUCGUUUUUGGGAGUUAUAAUUGAAUUAAGCAGAUAUCAGUCGAGAAUGGAAGAUGUGAUGAUAUAUUCAAAGUAAAUGGUGUACCAAAUAUUCUUGAAUUUUCGCCAAAUUAUAAAUAUUUAUGCUGCAAUGGCGAUUUUCUUUACAUAAUAAACUUUGAAACUAAAGAGUUAAUAUUUAGAGAAGACUGGAUACAAUUAACAUUUCGUAGCUUGAUUUGUUGGUCGCCAUGCGAAGAUAUGGUGGCGUUUUCCGAUUGAAGUGGAUUGCGUUUAUUUGAUAUUGAAAAACAAGCAAUUAUUGCUCAAUUAAGAGUAAACUCCAGCAUCUUUAGAUCUAUUUGCUAUUCUAAGAAUAGCAAAAGUGUAUUGAUAAGUUAUCAAGAUGGAUGAUUGAAACUAUGAGACUUGGAAAGCCAAAAAGAUCAAAAGCAAAUUGAUGUAAUUGAAAAUUAUGUGAUUGCAGUUGCAUUCUCUCGGUGUGAACAGUAUUUAUAUAGAGUUACGAGUGAGUCAGCAAUUGAUAAGUACAAUAUAGACAGUAAAUCCUUUGAAACAAUAAUUAAAGGCAAUAAAAAGAAAAAAAUCUCUUGUGCUGCGUUUUCUAAUUGCAAAACAUAUUGUGCUCUAGGGCUUGAUGGUAACUCAAUAGAAUUAUGAAAUCUGGAUACAGGGCAGCUAUACAUAGCUUUUAAAGAAAACACAAAAUUUAUUUAUUCAUUGACUUUUUCUUCAUCAGGAGUAUUUUUAUUUUCAGUACAUAAUUUUUCUAUUAUUAUAUGAAACCUUGAGCAAAGAAAAUCCAUAGCAAAGCUUGAACAUGAUACAAAGAUUUUAGCUAUUUCUCCAAACGAAAAAUAUUUUGCAUCUUCGCAUAACGAAGUUACACUUAUAUGAAAAAAAGACCGACGCUAUAAUAUGAUUAACCACUUUCGGCAUAAUCGUUGAUCAGUAACUGCAUUAGCGUUUUCUUAUUGCAGCAAUUUUUUAUUUACCGGAAAUGCUAAAGGAUAUAUUAUUAUGUGGGAUUUUAUAAAUAAGAAAAAAUUAAAUGAAUUUUCUGCUCACAAGACAUCUGUAGAAUACUUAAUUACUACUCCUAAAGGCUUGGUGAUAGGAAUGAAUACCCAAAUAGUGUUGUGGGAUGAUAAAACUAAUGAAAAAAUUAAUGAAAUUGAAAUAAAACUCGAAAGCGUGAAUAAUUUUGCGACGACAAAGUCUGGGGAUUGAGUUGCUUUCGGAGGUUUGCAUAAUACUGUUAAGAUGUGUAGGCUAUCAGAAAAAAAUUAA
This is a messenger RNA of Blepharisma stoltei, 3144 nucleotides long. The record is from the annotation of a GenBank genome assembly. Lineage: Eukaryota; Ciliophora; Heterotrichea; Heterotrichida; Blepharismidae.